AUGUGCAAUUGGAAAGUAGAAAGAAGAGCAUCCUCCCUUGAACAGUUGGAGGGCUUGAAAUCAAUGUUUCCUGCAGGCCUUGCUCUCCACAUCAGACACAAUCGUGUAGUUCCGACUGCUCACAUUUCUGGCAUAACACGAAUCUCGACUCAUAUAUGCAUACUCUUGCUUGGUGCUCGCCAGUCCGCUGACCAACGUGCUGCCAUUAUAAAUCAUAUACCCAUCCGCGCUUUGGAAAUUCAUUGCUUUCCUUUCCCUUCUCCUCAAUGCCUAAAGUCACGUUAUCAAUCUCCUUACCAACCCCUUUGCCUUGGUCAAUGGACUCCUCGGCACAUUUCCUUUCUUAACACUCGUCUUCACAAUUAUUGUUUGAUUCACGGUUUGCGAACCCCCGUCAUCUCCUAUCACCAUCGCGUUACUGUACUCGAAUUCUUGUGCCGAUUUGGUCGUCAUAUUUCCAAGAGACGAGUUAACCCAUCCCCUAGACACAAUCCCUCGAGUCGCACGGGUCGUAAACGAUCCAUUGAGUCCGCUCGUAAUAUUUGGGCAAGUACGCAGAGAAAGGGGCGACACUCGGUACUCGAGCAUGCCCCCGCUCGUCUGGUGACUCCCUUCAUCCAGCCAAAGGUGCAAAUUGGCACCUAUAUACCAAACAUUCAAAGCGUUUGUCACACUGAAGCCUAA
Messenger RNA from Striga asiatica, 684 nucleotides. The record is from the annotation of a GenBank genome assembly. Lineage: Eukaryota; Viridiplantae; Streptophyta; Magnoliopsida; Lamiales; Orobanchaceae.